UGGCUCUAGGAGGAGCCUAAAUGUCCUCUUCCCCAGCUGAAGGGGAUUGUGGUGCGUAAACAGGAUUAACUCUCUCGCCCCCAGCUGCGCGGAUCUGCCCCGGGCCUGCCGGCUGGAGCGAACCCAUCAGUGCGCGGAGGGCGCAGCACCGGAGCGGGGGAUGGGGCAGCUCGGGGCCUCGGAGCUAUCUCCCGGGCGCUCUUCCUCGCCGAGUGGGGCGGGAGGCCACGGCCUCAGGAGCUGCUUCUCAAAACCCAGGGCGAACGGCCGCGACGGCGCGGGCUCUUAGCUGCAGCCUCCCCUCCGCCACCACCCUCUCCCGCCCCGUGCUUCCUCUCCGCCCCCCACGCUCCAGCCGCUCGGUCGCAGCCCGCGCAGUCCUCCGCCCCCCGGAGCCUCCGCGCCGGUCCCGCACCCAGCCAUGGGGGACCUGCCGGGUCUCGUGCGCCUCUCCAUCGCGCUGCGCAUCCAGCCCAACGACGGCCCGGUCUUCUUCAAGGUGGACGGGCAGCGCUUCGGCCAGAACCGCACCAUCAAGCUGCUCACCGGCUCCUCCUACAAGGUGGAGGUGAAGAUUAAGCCCACCACGCUGCAGGUCGAGAACAUUUCCAUUGGUGGUGUGCUUGUCCCAUUGGAGCUGAAGUCUAAAGAGCCUGAUGGUGACCGAAUUGUUUACACGGGCACAUAUGACACGGAAGGUGUGGCCCCAACCAAGAGUGGAGAACGGCAACCCAUCCAGAUCACAAUGCCGUUCACUGACAUUGGGACCUUCGAGACAGUGUGGCAAGUCAAGUUCUACAAUUACCACAAGCGAGAUCACUGCCAAUGGGGAAGCCCCUUCUCUGUCAUUGAAUACGAAUGCAAGCCCAACGAGACACGUAGCCUCAUGUGGGUGAACAAGGAGUCCUUCCUCUGAAGAUGGCUCUUUCUGAUGUUGCUGGACAAUCUCUUCAAAACCCUACGUUUAGAUAACCCAGCACAAGCCUUCACCAAGGCACACCACAGCGUUGCUGUUACCCAUCGGGUGCUGAUGACCUACUAGCCCCGACUAUUUUGAAAGUGUAAUUCCCUUCUGAUGCAAUGCUCCUGACGUAAAAGAUUGUGAGUGAUGUACCAUCCCCAAGAAGAUCCCUUUCUGUGUUCUGUGUUGGUGUUCCUGCAUCCAGUUGUUCCCGGUCAUGCCGUUGACCGCUUGUGAGGAGCUCAGUGGAAUUGCAGACAUAUCCCCUUCUUAAUGAUUCCAUUGAAUGUGGUGUUUUGUUUCCAAGUUGAGUGAUUUCCUCUUUUUUUGUAAAAUGCUAAAUAAAAAAAUAACAGUGUGUUGUGGGUUCUCUCCCAAGUGUAAUAUGGUAACAUGUAACUUGCAAUGUUAUGUGGCUCUCUAAGCAGGCUUGGUGAAAAUGUAAUACAAACAGCAGUGAGUUGGACUCAGAUGCUGUGCUUCCUAUAAACAGCUCAGCUUUUUCAGGGAACAAUAAUGACAAAUAAAAGGACAAAUAUUUAAGAAGUAUUUAUAACACAUUAAAACUCUUUCAAGUAACUUAAGGUAUUAUGUUAUGGCCUAACAGAAAUGGGAAAAGGCAUCGUUGGGGUCCACUGUUAAGGUGACAGAAGUUGUAGGGUUACCCUUUUGGCAAGCUACCCUAGUACUCAAACAUGCAUAUGAUGGCAUCCCUACGUUCCCCUUCACUUGAACUUUGUAAAACUGUGUAUGCAACUGUAAUGAACUUUUGAUAUUUCUUAAUAAAGGUAUUAAAAAUCA
Molecule: messenger RNA, 1762 nt
Organism: Neofelis nebulosa (Clouded leopard)
Lineage: Eukaryota; Metazoa; Chordata; Mammalia; Carnivora; Felidae
Gene: CNRIP1
Product: cannabinoid receptor interacting protein 1
Exons: 3
Coding region: 422-916 (164 amino acids)
Biological process (GO): negative regulation of signaling receptor activity
Cellular component (GO): plasma membrane
Molecular function (GO): type 1 cannabinoid receptor binding
Source: RefSeq, a predicted model, not a curated record